Pistacia vera is the source of this 2667-nucleotide messenger RNA. RefSeq lists its product as uncharacterized. The transcript is spliced from 7 exons. The record is from RefSeq and is a predicted model, not a curated record. Lineage: Eukaryota; Viridiplantae; Streptophyta; Magnoliopsida; Sapindales; Anacardiaceae. The coding region runs from base 1 to 2667 and encodes 888 amino acids.
AUGUCGGCGUUGAAUCAAAUCGAUUUUCACAAUCCACUCUAUCUUCAUCCGAGUGAUACUCCUGGUGCAAUGAUUGUCUUUCAACAAUUAACAGGAUUUGAGAAUUAUUCACAUUGGAGCAAAGCAAUGAUAGUUGCGCUCACAGCCAAGAACAAGAUUGGCUUCAUCAAUGGAUCUUGUACCAAAUCCACUUUUGAUUCAUCUCUACACAGUCUUUGGGAGAGAGUAAAUGCUAUCGUACUAUCAUGGAUCUUUAAUUCAGUGUCUAAAGAAAUUUUUGGGGGAGUUGUUUAUGAGACAAAUGGAAGUAUUGUUUGGGCAGAUCUCAAAGAACGAUUCGAUAAGGUCAAUGGAACGAGGAUAUAUGCUAUACACAAAGAAAUAGCUUCUGUUAAUCAAGGGAUCGAAGAAGUAUCAGGAUCGAAGAAGUAUCAAGCCCUUCAAGAACAACAAAAGCUUCUUCAGUUCUUAAUGGGUCUCAAUGAGACUCUCAAUGUGUGUCGGAGUACAAUAUUGAUGAUGAAUCCGUUGACCACAGUAAAUCAAGCCUAUUCGAUAGUCACUCAAGAUGAAUCACAAAGAGAAAUUGUCUCUAGACAAUCCAACAAUGAAGUUACUACUGCAUUAGUUUCUACAAAUAAUGCAAAUAAAGGGGGAAAUUACAAGGGCAAAAAGCCUUUGAUAAUCUGUGAGUAUUGCAAUAAUCCAGGUCACAAGAAGGACAAUUGUUGGAACCUUCAUGGAUAUCCGGAAGGACAUAAGUUCUACAAACCAAAAGGACAAAGUAGAACCAAAGGGAACAAGACCGCAAAUUCAGCUUCCGCAAACAUCUUAGCAUCCUCCACUAGCAAUUCUCAAGGGCAAAUUGACCUCUCGAGUGGAGUGUUGAAGGGGAUUGCUAAGGUCAAGCAUGGUCUUUAUCAACUUGAAUCUUUUCUUGAUGAAAUUUGUAAUCUUGCACAAAUAAGUGAUUUUCAUACUACUUCAAAUGGUUCUGUUUUCGAUUCUGAUUGUAAUGAUGAUGUCAUUUUUUACGAGUCUACAUUCCCAUUUGCAUUAUCUUCAUCUAACAAUCAGUGCCGAAUUCCAGAAUCGUUUGCUAUGGAUAUUGAUACACCACUUUAUCUUGUACCUCAUACACAUGAUCAUCACCUCAUUGAUGCACCACUGAAUAAUACUUCUUCUCCACAUACCACACAACCUGCACCACCAAAUAUUCCACCACCAGUUUCUGAAUCAUCAACCUCUAUAUCUAACCAUAUUGUUCCUGUUCCCACAUUAACACCAGCAGUACCAUCAUUCCCCUCUAGACAUUCUACUCGAGUGUCCAAGCCGUCAAUUUGGUCCAAGGACUAUAUAUGUCCUACUAUCAAGUCAAGCACAUCUUCUUGUUCCAUUAAAUAUCCUAUAUCCAAUUAUGUUUCUUAUGGUAAUAUUUCUCCAACAUAUUUGGCUUUUAUUUCUUCCUUUUCUUCUUUGGUUGAACCUACUUCAUUCUCUAAAGCUUCUAAAGAUCCAUUGUGGAUAGAAGCUAUGAAAUGUGAGAUUCAAGCUUUAAAAAACAAUAAUACUUGGUCGGUGGUAGAUUUGCCUAAGAAUCACAAGCCAAUUGGGUAUAAAUGGGGAGAUCUCUAUGAGGAUGUUUACAUGAAAAUGCCUCCUGGUUUUAAUUCUAAAGAUGAGGCACAUAAGGUUUGCAAGUUACAAAAGUCUUUAUAUGGCUUGAAACAAGCCUCUUGGCAGUGGAACUUGAAAUUUAGUGGUGCUUUGAUUGAAGGGGGUUUUCAACAAUCCAAAUAUGACUAUUCUCUUUUUAUCAAAAAGAAUAAUGGUCUACUAACAGUUUUGCUUCUAUAUGUAGAUGAUAUAUUGUUGACAGGAGAUGACUUGGCUGGCAUUGAGCACACAAAGUGCAAGUAUGCUUUGGAAUUGAUCUCUGAAGCUGGUUUGAGUUCUGCCAAACCAUCCAGCAUACCUAUGGAACAAAACACAAAGUUGACUAGUUUUGCAUAUGACAACAGUGAUCAACAGCAAGUAGAUCCACUCCUUGAUGAGCCUGAUCUCCUUAGUCAGCAUAUGCACAAACCCAGAAGAUCACACCUUGCUGCUGCAAUGAAGGUAAUCCGAUGUAUCAAAUUGAAUCCUGGCUCUGGUUUAUUGUUUCCUUCUUCUAGUAAAUUAGAGUUAAGGGCCUUUUGUGAUAGUGAUUGGGCUUCAUGCUUAAUGAGUAGAAGAUCUACAAUAGGAUUUUGUGUUUUUUGGGGUAAUUCUUUGAUAUCCUGGAAAUCUAAAAAGCAGAAGACUGUGUCCAAGUCUUCUACUGAAGCAGAAUAUCGAUCCAUGGCAGCAUUAUCCUGUGAGCUUACAUGGAUUAUUGGUUUAUUUAGAGAUUUGGGUGUUGAUUCAUUAACUACUGCCAAUAUGUAUUGCGAUAACAUUGUUGCUAUUCAUCUCUCGGCUAAUCCUGUGUUCCAUGAGCGCACGAAACAUAUCGAGAUUGAUUGUCACAUUACAAGAGAACGGAUCUUAGAAGGUCUCAUCCAAAUUCAUCAUCUCUCCACAACUGAGCAGGUUGCUGACUUGCUAACCAAACCUUUUAGUCAAAAACAACAUGACUACUUACUUGGCAAUUUGGGCAUGAUUAAUUUGUAUCAUGUACCAACCUGA